GUGUUUUCUCCUAGACGUUAAUCUUCCUUACAAACUAAUUGUAAUACAUAUAUGACCAUAGGAGGGAAACAGCAGAACCGGGCAGUUUCUGAACAAGAUUAUUUGGCAUAGCAAUAAGUGACAAACUAAAGCAUUGCCAAGUCUGAGUUAUUCAGAAUUCGAGCAAAUCAAACUUACUUUAGAUCUGCAGUAUUUGUGUAAAGUUACCUGGGAAUUCAAUUAAGAAGUCACCUGUUUUCACUUAAAAACUGGUUUAGGUUUUAUCAACUGAAGAACUUAAGUUUAGAAAUAGCAUUGGGCUGCAGUCACCUGUCACUUAUUCUUUGAUCCCGCGCAGGCUCUGUCAAAUCGCUAGGAGGGUCCGGUUAUUUUAUUUACAAACGAAUAUAUUAAUUCAAUAGAAAGGAAUUCACCACAUUUCUCCAACAUCUUUAAAGUCCUUGGUUGAAGUAGUCGGGCUUUAUAACGUAUUGAGCACAAUUUCGCAGAAAGUCACUUCGGUUUCCCUUCCAAAACCCUUUGUCUGGAAGCCACCGACAAACGCGGUGGGAGCCUCCGACACAUCCAACCACGUUUGCGUUGCUUCAAGCGGGAGGGCGGGGCUGAAAACUCGCAGCCGAGGGGCGGGGCCGAGCCAACGGGGCCGAACCGGUCCAACGAAGCGGAACUAGCAUUGCGUCAUUUCCGUCUGCGGUGUUACCAAGGGCACAAGCGGGUUCUGGGCCGGCGGCGAUUGGCAGCUGAUGGGAAUAGUGUCCCCACCCCUCGGCCGCUACCGCUCCGGAUGGGCCUGCCUCUGGGGCCUCUGAUAGGAGGCUCUCCUGGUUCCGUUGCUGAAGGUCCCGUGUCCUGGAGAUUCUAUUAUUUCUUUUUCCACAUCAUUGAUUUUCCUUAAACAUCAAGUGAUCCUUGGUUGUCUAUUAGUAAUGAAGAAUGAAGACCUGUCUCAGUUUUCCUAGGGCACUAGUCACUUUCACAUGGCUUGGAAACAGGAAUCAGAAUUUACACAGAGGGAUAAAGCUGCUAUAGUCAUUCAGAAGGCCUGGAAAAGUUUUCUUAAUGUUGCUGUGUUCCAACAUUUAAAAAGUCUGAUUAAUAUAAGAAGACAAGGGGAGCCACGUCAGAUAGUGAGAUAUAUUAAUCCUAAAGAGUUUUGGACAUCUACUGAAAAUGUAAUGGUAGAAGACAAAAGAGAAAGUGAAUUCCAUUUCUCUAAACUGAAGAGGAGGCAAGAUAUGGAAAAGAAAAGAAAAAUUAGAAAAAUAGAAUGGAUGAAGCAAAUGUACUAUGCAGGAAACCUCGAGGCCAAGUCAACAAACCAUGACACUCUGGGUUUAAUUCACACAGCAACCAAAGGGCUAAUAAAAGCUAUCGAAACUGGUGGAAUAGAUUCUGUGAUGGAAUGGGAAGUGGAUGAAGUGCUGAACUGGACCAACACACUCAACUUUGAUGAGUACAUUGCCAACUGGAAGGAAAUUGCUACAAGCAACUCUUCAGCUAACUUCAAAAGUUUCAGGUUUAAGGAAGCAAAAGGGAAAAUAUAUGACUAUGAAGAUAAAUUGGAAGAGGAAAUGGGAGCUUCAGAAGAUACUUCAUUUGAAAAUAUUUACGAAGGACCGGGUUUUACUAGACUAACGCCUGAUUCCACUUAUGGAAUAUAAUUAUAAAGCACUUUCUCUUCUCUGCUGAGCUAUAACCCUUCAAGGCCCCAUUCCAUCAGUUACUGUCAAGAAUCGUCUAUUCUGACUGGAACGAUUGUGUAUUCUCGGCAUAGAAUCUAGCCCAACUAAGUGUGGAGGAUUAAACAGAAGAAGAACAUCGGGAUGAAUGCAGGAGUCAUGGAAAAUGCAGAGAUUACUCCUGGCAUUUUGAAAACCUGUAGCAUUCUCACAAUCAUACUGAAAUAAAGAUAUUAUA
Vicugna pacos (alpaca) is the source of this 1917-nucleotide messenger RNA. The record is from RefSeq and is a predicted model, not a curated record. Lineage: Eukaryota; Metazoa; Chordata; Mammalia; Artiodactyla; Camelidae.